UAGUCUCUUUCGAUCGCUCAGAAAAAGCCAUGCCCCUAUCCCCUGUCACGGAAGACCCUGAUGUCCACGACCCGGACCCAUCCAUGCCCCUAUCCCCUAUCGUGGUCCGCCUGAAGCGGCACCGUUCGUCCUUGUUCAAAGACCCUAGCCACGACCAGAACCUAACCCCUGUCACGGAAGACUCUGAUGUUGCGAAGCGGCCCCGUUCGUCCUUGUCCUCUGAACACCCUGAUAUCCAGGGCGGCAAGCACCAGGACCCGGACCCGGACCCGGCGAAGCCCUUAAAACCAGUAAGCCGUACGCUGAAGGAGAUUCUGGAUGAGGCCGGCCCGCUCGUCUCUAAAGAGCGAGAGCUCGAGUAUGCUAAGAUUUUGGCUAAGCGGAAGGAGGCCGAACCUAUUACCAAUCGCGUGACGGGGUUUGGUGGACCCAUUAACGUAGUACAGAGUUAUGAGGCCAAACCUAUUACCAAUCGCGUGAUGGCCUCCUUCCCGGAGCCUCUUUUGGGUGGACGCAUUAACGUAGUACAGAGUUAUGGUCCUGAUACACUAGCUGAAGCCGCAGCUGCUGGUGCUAGCAAGAGGACACUCCGUGAUACACCUCUUUUUGGUGGAUGCAUUAACCUAGUAGAGAGUUAUGGUCCUGAUACAGUAGCUGAAACCGAAGCUGCUCGUGCUAGCAAGAGGACAUUCCCUGAUACGCCUUUUUGGAAUACUCUUGAUUCUCUGAGACGUAGAAGUGCAGAAAACCCAAAGUAUUGUGGAAAAGAAGCAUGGAAAGAAUUCAUCGAACGUCAAAGGAGUACAUGGGGGCCGUGUCAGAUUUGUUUGAAGGCUGAUGACCAUAUGAGUUUGCACUGUCCAUAUCUCGACUAUGUCCCGGAAGGCGCAUCUGUUGGCCCUGGCGUUGAACUAGUUUGUAGGGGUUGUGGACUUAAGGACAAGCACCCUGGUAUGAAUUGGUCUAAAUGUGCUAUUCUCAAGUCGUGUUUCAUUUGUGCAUCAGACCACUGGGGUACUGAUUGCCCGCGUGCUAAACAGCAUAAAACGGUUCCAUAUAAUCCCACUCCCUUUAGCGACCGCUGAGACUGGUGUACUAGGGGAUUUGGUUAUGUUAAUUUUGUGAUCAUCGCUUGAUGGCCUUCUGAUCUAUCUCCUUGUAUCUUGAAGAACUUUCGGAUUAGUAGGAAGGAUUAUUAUUAUCAUGUAUCUGAAUGGAAUACAUAUUAAGUUAUCUGUUUUAUUUCUGUGUAAUUAGUAAGUGAGCUUUGAAGGUUGUCUAUACUCUAUAGCUUCAAAAGGUAUCAGUGCUAUCUAAACCUUCAAAAUUUGCAGUUGCCAUGCAGUUGCAGGCAGCCAUGUCCUAUUUAAUUACACCUCCUUAUUUCUUCCA
This is a messenger RNA of Rosa chinensis, 1392 nucleotides long. RefSeq lists its product as uncharacterized. Lineage: Eukaryota; Viridiplantae; Streptophyta; Magnoliopsida; Rosales; Rosaceae. The record is from RefSeq and is a predicted model, not a curated record. The transcript has 6 exons. The coding region runs from base 30 to 1085 and encodes 351 amino acids.